AUAGCUUCCAUUGGCUGCUCAGCUACUAGAGAAGACACAUCAGCCGAUUCCUUUGGGCCCUCUGACUUCGUACAGGAGCCGGACUUGCCCUGCCUCAGCCUAGCUCAGAGACCAUGAACGCUACACACUGCAUCUUGGCUUUGCAGCUCUGCCUCCUGGCGAUUUCUGGCUGCAGUAGUCAGGUCCCAAUCAUUGAAGAAAUAGAAAAUCUGAAGAGAUAUUUCAACUCAAGUAACUCAGCUGUGGGGGAUAGUAAGGACGUUGUUUUACAUGUCUUGAGGAACUGGCAAGAGGAUGGCGACACAAAAGUAAUUGAUGUCCAGAUUGUCUCUUUCUACUUCAAACUCUUUGAAGCCUUGAAAGGCAACCAAGCCAUUGAGAAGAGCAUAAACGCCAUCAGGGCAGAUCUAAUCGCUAACUUCUUUAACAACAGUGAAGCGAAAUACGAUGGGUUCAUGAGCAUCAUGAAGAUUGAGGUAAAUGAUCCACAGAUCCAGAGCAAAGCUAUCAAUGAACUUGUCAAAGUAAUGGGCCAUCUGUCACCCAGAGUCACCCUAAGGAAGCGGAAAAGGAGUCGGUGCUGCUUCGGAGGUGGCAAUCGUCUAAAUAAGAACAAUCCUGCCAGCACUAUUUGAAUCUUGAAUCUAAACCUAUUUAUUAAUAUUUAAAAUUAUUUAUAUGGAGAAUAUAUUUUUAAACUCAUCAAUCAAAGAAAUAUUUAUAAUAGCAACUUUUUGUCAUAAGAAUGAAUUUCUAUUAAUAUAUAAGUUAUUUAUAAUUUCUGUAGCCUUAACUAUUUCACUUAACCAGUUAACUCUUUCUGACUAAUUCACCAAGACUGUGAUUACAAGGUUGUAUCUGGGGAGGCCAGCCAGCCAGCUGACUGAAGUCAGUUGUGGGUUGUACACUUAUUUCACUUGACAACGAGGAACAUUUAGAGCUGCAAUGACCCCAUGAGGUGGUGCUUCUGGUGCCUGGAGAACAUGUCCAGUUCUCCCACUGAGCCAGCAGCGCUUUAAUAACACGCCAGAGAAUACUUCAGUGUGUUAGGUAGUACAAAUGGUCCCUGGAGGAAGACAGUGUCUCAGGAGAUUUUUACACCUGGUGCUUCUGAAUACUUCUGAAAGCUGUGACUGCACCCAAAUGGCAAACAACUCACUUGUUUACAGUUUAUCACGGUCUAAUGCCCAUGAAUAAAGUGUAAGUUCACAACU
Molecule: messenger RNA, 1214 nt
Organism: Meriones unguiculatus (Mongolian gerbil)
Lineage: Eukaryota; Metazoa; Chordata; Mammalia; Rodentia; Muridae
Gene: Ifng
Product: interferon gamma
Exons: 4
Coding region: 114-635 (173 amino acids)
Biological process (GO): immune response
Cellular component (GO): extracellular region
Molecular function (GO): type II interferon receptor binding
Source: RefSeq, a predicted model, not a curated record